This is a messenger RNA of Gongylonema pulchrum, 1071 nucleotides long. NCBI's taxonomy places the organism in Eukaryota, Metazoa, Nematoda, Chromadorea, Rhabditida, Gongylonematidae. The record is from the annotation of a GenBank genome assembly.
AUGCGCGAAGUAAUUUCGAUACACGUUGGGCAAGCGGGCGUGCAAAUUGGCAAUGCAUGCUGGGAGUUGUUUUGUCUGGAGCACGGCAUUCAACCGGAUGGAUGCAUGCCGUCCGAUAAACAAACUGUGGUGGACGACUCGAUGUCCACCUUUUUUUCGGAGACGGAAUCUGGUAAACAUGUCCCUCGAGCAGUAUUGGUGGAUCUGGAGCCAACCGUUAUAGAUGAAAUCAAAACUGGCAAAUAUAGGAUGCUUUUUCAUCCGGAACAAAUGGUAAGCGGCAAAGAAGACGCCGCGAACAACUAUGCUCGUGGACACUAUACGAUCGGGAAAGAGUUCAUUGAUUUGGUGCUGGAGCGUACCCGGCGAUUGGCGGAGAAUUGCAAAGGCCUUCAGGGAUUUCUAAUUUUCCAUUCGUUCGGUGGUGGCACUGGCUCGGGUUUUACAUCGCUGCUGGUUGUGUCAUCAAUAACCGCUUCGCUUCGAUUUGACGGUGCUCUGAACGUGGAUUUGAUUGAAUUCCAAACAAAUUUGGUGCCCUUUCCACGUGUACACUUUCCUUUGGCAACAUACGCACCGCUCAUUUCGGCUGACAAAGCCUACCACGAAUCGCUGUCGGUUGCAGACAUUACGAAUGCAUGUUUCGAGCCAACAAAUCAGAUGGUCAAGUGUGAUCCUCGACAUGGCAAGUAUAUGGCAGUUUGUCUGCUUUAUCGUGGUGAUGUAGUGCCAAAGGAUGUCAAUGCUGUUAUUGCCACUAUCAAAACGAAGCGCAUAAUCCAGUUUGUGGACUGGUGUCCAACUGGUUUCAAGGUUGGAAUAAAUUAUCAGCCGCCAACAGUUAUCCCUGAAGGUGAUUUGGCGAAAGUGCCACGUGCCGUCUGUAUGUUGGCGAAUACGACAGCAAUUGAGGAAGCAUGGGCACGCCUGGACUACAAAUUUGACCUGAUGUUUGCAAAGAGAGCUUUCGUACAUUGGUACGUUGGUGAAGGCAUGGAGGAAGGCGAGUUCUCGGAAGCGCGAGAAGAUCUGGCCGCUCUCGAAAAGGACUACGAGGAGGUAGUGUUUUAG